This is a messenger RNA of Saccharomyces mikatae IFO 1815, 3240 nucleotides long. It is a transcript of the gene CAF120, whose product is annotated as Caf120p. The coding region runs from base 1 to 3240 and encodes 1079 amino acids. The record is from RefSeq and is a predicted model, not a curated record. Lineage: Eukaryota; Fungi; Ascomycota; Saccharomycetes; Saccharomycetales; Saccharomycetaceae. The transcript has a single exon.
AUGCGGAUUUUUUCAGGUGACAACAAAGCAGUCGAUUCUCCUACCAAUACUCACGUGUUAAAGAGCCCAUCCACUUUUGGUGCUGAAUUUGGCUCACGUCUAAAGGUAAAUACGACAUCGAAAAAGAAAGCAAGCAACUCGUCUUCGCCCACUUCCCCUAUGGAAACGUCACCAGUUUCUCCAGAGUUAGUGCCUAUUAUAACACUGCUGAAUGCACAUACGCAUAGAAGAUAUCAUGAAGGUGUAUUUUUGAUCUUACAGGAUCUAAAGAACAACGGCACUCAUGCAGCUAGGAAAUGGAAGGACGUAUAUGGGGUACUGAUAGGUACCCAACUCGCCCUUUGGGAUGCCAAGGAAUUAGCAGAAUUUUCUGACCCCUCCUGUCCUGUUUCUGAAAAGAAACUGAAAGAGAUUGCCUCUAAACCUACUUAUAUCAACUUGACGGAUGCAACGUUAAGAACUUUGGACACUUCUGACAAUAUUGUCAUGGAGUGUGGAAAAAAUCUCACCAAUGCAUUAGUUGUUUCCACGACGUUGAAGAACCGAUAUUUCUUACAGUUUGGUAACAAAGAGUCUUUUAACAAGUGGAAUGCUGCUAUUCGAUUAUGUUUAUACGAAUGCUCUUCAUUACAAGAGGCUUACACAGGUGCGUUUAUUUCAAGUAGAGGUGCAAAACUAGGUGAUAUCAGAAUUCUUCUAACGAAUAGGAAAUAUGAUUAUAAAGAUUGGGUUAGCGUCAGGUUCGGCGCUGGUAUGCCUUGGAAACGUUGCUAUGCGGUAAUCUCGCAGUCCAAUAGUAGGAAGAAGGACCAUUUUGGUGAAAUAAAUCUUUAUGAAAAUGAUAAAAAAGUAAAAAAAAAUCAUGCAAUGGCAACUAUUGUAGAGGCAAAGGCACUUUAUGCGGUUUACCCGUCUUCUCCAAAACUAAUAGAUUCUUCCACAAUCAUUAAAGUUGUUGGUUCUGUAAAGUUUGAGAAAAACGAAAAUGCACAGGAAAAAGAUGUCUUUAUUAUGCCCGAGAAGCACCAAGCUGUACCAAGUUAUGAUACUAUAAUCAGAUUUCUAAUACCUGCCAUGGAUACGUUUAAAUUAUAUGGCAGGCCGGAGAAAUUAUUAUCGAGUAAAAACGAUCCACAUUCACUGUUGUUUGGUUUGCCAGUUUUGCCGCAUAUAUAUUACCUAGAAAUGGAAGAUUUGCUUCCGUUGACUAAUUCCAUAUCAAGUGCGCAUUGGUCGAAUAAUGAUUGGAGAGAGCACGUCAAUGACAUUUUGCAAAAGAAGAUAGCUCAAGGAUAUUGUGGUUGUAAUUCUGCCUCCAAUAUUACUUCUCCACUGCCUUCCCCUUUUCUUGGUUCAGCAGACUUAUUUGAAAGGGCAGAUGGCGUCCUUUCACCCAAGUUAUCUUUCGGGUCAAAAUCUUCUUCUAAUAAUAGCUCAAAGAAUAGUUUACCAAAGAGAGAACGUAUCAAAUUACCAUACUCAGCGGAUCAUGAAGUUGAUAACACUGACAAUCCCACUGUUCAACAUGAAAGUGUUCCCUUCGAGAUAUCUGGAAGCCCACACAAGACAGUCACACCUACUGAUUCAUCUUUCAGAACAAAAUUUACAGAAGGUUCACCAUACAGUAGGCAAAGUCCUCUCAAGCCUUUGGUGCCAUCUAUAAAUGAUUCGCCAUCUGACAAAGCUAAGUCAAGAACAGAUCCCUAUAUUGAUUAUAAUAACAUGAAAAUGAAUACCUCUGAGAGAUUUGAUAGAGGAGACGCUCUAUAUGAUAGCAACGCUGAUUCAAGUUUGAAAAAAGUUAGGAAUAUCAAAUUAGAUAUUCCUGCGUCCAAUUUUGACAAGUUCAAAACCGACAAAAAUCUAUUGUCUGUAGAUUCUAAAUCCUCCAACGAAAAGAAACUCUCUGUGGAAUCAGAUUUGUCUGCGAUCUAUGAAAAAUACUCCAAUGGUCCCUUUGGUCACACUGAGGGACUCAAUGAUUCUUCUGAUGAAAAUUAUUUGCGUUUUCAACGGGCUUCAGUGCACUCAGAGAAUGGCUACAAUCCAAGAAUAUCCUUUACGUCAGGUAACUUUCCUGAUAAAGAUGAAGAAGGGCAUGCUGUUUUACAGGAGUUCAAUAGUCUAACUCAAAGAAUAAACGAACUUGGUAUAGAAAGUUUAAAUUCGAACUCAGAUUCAGACAAACUAAAUAAGUCAUUUUCACAAAUGGAAUUGGACAACGAUGGCAAUGAAGACGAUAUGAAUUUAUUUGACCCAGACUUUAUGGCGCAAGAUCAAUUGCGUGCUGAGGAAAGAGACUACAAUAAGGAUGAUAUAGUCCCCCCAGAAACAACAUCUGAGGUUUUUGAAGCAGCUGGGUUAGGCAUUAUUUCUGAUGAUCAUAUUGGAGGGCAAAAUACAACGGAAUAUAGGUCACCACAAGAGGUCCCAAGAUUAUUUCCCGAGAAAGCCCUCAAUCCAUUACAAAUGGAUAACCCAUACGCAAAACCCAGCACAAAAUCGAAGACAACCUCUACUUCCAUCAAAACUGACCGUAGCGCUCCACAGAAGGGCUACCAAACCGUGCCUGACCAGCAAAUUGCCGCUUACGGUCAAACCGCAAGCAUUAAUGGUCUCAAUGGAAGAUACGGAGUAAAAAAUCAAUCAGCGGGAUCACCGAGGAACGCAAAGACGAGAGCUCCACCAAGUCCAUACUAUCAAGAUUUUAAUAAUCGUUCUGCUUCUUCAAACCCUUAUCAGCACUCUCAACCUUCGGAUGCACAACCACGAGCACGUCGUCCUCCUGGAAAUCCGCACCCAACGGGGAACAGACCAAAUAUGCAAAUGCGAUAUCCUCCUCAAAUAACGGCACAGUAUCAUCCACAGAAUGCCAACUUCGUACCCGGAUCACAACAGCCACCUCUGGCUACUCCACCCCAGCAAUUCAACCGCCCGUAUCAACCCCAUGCGAUGAAUGCACAUUCAGUCUCUCCCGGCGGAUACACUGGCGCACCGCCAUUUCAGCCAGGAAAUUUGAACUAUAUCAACAGAUCUCAGCCGCCAUGGCCAUCCCCUAGUUCACCAUCCACCCACCACCGUCCGCCACCCCAUAUAAACCAACCGCAAGGAAAUGGUAGUGCCGGUUUCUAUCGUCCUCCGGCCCCACAAUUGAACAAUUCUCGAGACCGCCUACAAAAUAAGGAGGGAUUUUCACAAUUCAUGCCUUCAGCAACUACAAAAAACCCAUAUGCCCAGUAG